UGAACGAUAAGAUAAAUAGAAUUUGGUUAUGCAAGAAAUUUAAGUUUUAGAGAAAAAGCAUUUCAUAGCACAAGAAUCUCGAAAGCUUCGAGGGUAAUAUACAUUGGUUUACUUCGAACUGUAAUUACUGGACAAGGAUGUCAAGAUUCCAAAUAAUCAGAGGAGUUCCUUUCCCAAAAGUUGCCUGGUUUACAAAAGAUAACAUCGAAGGAACGUUAGAUUACGUUCCAAAGGAUGACGACAUCAUUAUUGCAUCUUACCCUAAGACCGGAACUUUUUGGCUUCAGUACAUAUUGAUACAGAUCACUUCCAGAGGAGAAUCUUUCCCAUCUUUCCAGGAUGUUCAUGCAAAAACAUUCAUGGAAAUGGUGGGACCUGACGUCAUCGACAGUUUGGAAGGCGUGAGAAUGUACAAGCAUCAUUAUCGGUACGACAUGGUGAAAAAGAACCCGAAAUCCAAGGUCCUCUACAUCUACAGAAAUCCUGAAGACAUUUUUGUGAGUUUCAUCCACUUCAUGGAAAAUGUGCGUGAGGAAAAAUUGAAUUUUGAAGAAUGUUUCGAAGGAUUCCUUUCAGACAUCCAUCGAAGAAACAUGCCUGAGAACCAGAUUAUCAGGGGACUACCAUUCCCGAAAGCACCUUGGUUUUCAGCUAAAAACAUUGAAGAUACUUUAGAUUAUGUCCCUCAUGAUGGAGACAUCAUUAUCGCAUCCUACCCCAAGACCGGAACUACUUGGCUCCAAUACAUAGUUUUCCAAAUUACCUCUAAGGGAGAGUUAUUCCCCAGUUUUAACGACUGCUUAUACAAAUAUGCGCCGUAUUUGGAAAUGGCGGGAACAGCUGUUCUAGAAAAGUUAGAAAAGCCAAGAGUUUACAAACAUCAUUGCCCUUACAAUAUGGUGCAGAAAAAUGAAAAAGCUAAAUGUAUCUACAUCUAUCGCAAACCGGAAGACACUUUUAUAUCUUACUAUCAUUUCAUGCUUAAUUUAAGGGAGGAGAACGUUGAACUAGAUGAAUUCUUCGAAGAUUUCAUGUCUGGAAAUAUAGCAUAUGGUCAUUAUUUCGACCAUGUGCUGUCUUUCCUUGCUCAUAAAGAAGAUGAAAAUUUACUGCUUGUAUCAUACGAAAAACUUAUGCGUAAUAAGCGAGAUGAGAUCCUGAGAAUAGCGAAAUAUCUUGGUGAAGAUUACUUUCAAACACUGUCUGAAAAUGAUUCAAUAAUGGAUAUAGUUCUAGAACGAACGACAUUUGAUUACAUGAAAAAGAAUCUUACUUUAACACAGCCAGAUGAACAGGGACAAGAGAGAAAAGUGGAAUUUUUUAGAAAAGGAACCAUUGGAGAUGGAAAGCAAUCACUGAAACCAGAUCAGCUGAAACGCCUCAAAGAUUUAGCAAUGAAAAGACUGGAGGGGACCGAUUUGCUCAAAGAAUGGUUUGAUGAGUGAAAACUACAUUUAAGGAAAACUUUCGAAAAGAAUUUUAUUGCUGUUGAAGAUCAACAACGCAGCAUUUUAUUCAAUAAAACUUCAUGAAAAAGCAUCAAUUUAUUUUCUCACAAAAUCUCUCUAUCAGCUAGACAAAUAGGGAUCAUCUC
This is a messenger RNA of Argiope bruennichi, 1594 nucleotides long. RefSeq names its product 3-alpha-hydroxysteroid sulfotransferase-like. Gene Ontology annotation, molecular function: sulfotransferase activity. Lineage: Eukaryota; Metazoa; Arthropoda; Arachnida; Araneae; Araneidae. The record is from RefSeq and is a predicted model, not a curated record. The transcript is spliced from 4 exons. Gene Ontology annotation, cellular component: cytoplasm. Gene Ontology annotation, biological process: sulfation. The coding region runs from base 138 to 1445 and encodes 435 amino acids.